AUGCUCUUAGACUAUGCUCAGCUUCAUGGAUAUGAUCUUCAUGUGGAUUAUGAAUCUCACUCGACACGAGGCACUACAUGGCUCAAGUUCGAUAUGAUUGAGCGUCUCAUCAACACUUCACAGUACGAUUGGAUCUGGUGGAUAGAUUUCGACACGCUUAUUACCAACACCACUAUGAGCCUGGCAGAUAUCAUCUCUGAAAGCUUGGCAAGUUCUUCGGUGCCAGACAUGAUUGAUUUCAUAGUGACAGAUGAUUGGGCAAAAAACAGCGGAAAAUCAUGGAACGACCAAGAAUCGAUGGCGGAAUUUCUCCAGAGCAAGACUCCUCUUAUUGAGCAUGCCAUCCGCAUCCCUCAGUGGAGAAUCAACGCUUUCCCCGAAGAGAUAGGUUGCUAUGAUAGUCAUAAGAAAAAGUGGGAAAAGGGCAUGUUUGUAAUUCAUUUUGCAGGUGCCUGGGCCCAUGUUGUUGAAGAAGAUCCAACUGGCCAUUUGAUGAGGAAGUACGAAUCGCAGAUAGUCUGA
Molecule: messenger RNA, 522 nt
Organism: Aspergillus fischeri NRRL 181
Lineage: Eukaryota; Fungi; Ascomycota; Eurotiomycetes; Eurotiales; Aspergillaceae
Exons: 2
Coding region: 1-522 (173 amino acids)
Biological process (GO): protein N-linked glycosylation
Cellular component (GO): Golgi membrane
Molecular function (GO): glycosyltransferase activity
Source: RefSeq, a predicted model, not a curated record